Messenger RNA from Dreissena polymorpha, 1013 nucleotides. RefSeq lists its product as uncharacterized. The transcript has 4 exons. The record is from RefSeq and is a predicted model, not a curated record. Lineage: Eukaryota; Metazoa; Mollusca; Bivalvia; Myida; Dreissenidae. The annotation marks the transcript as partial. Gene Ontology annotation, molecular function: N,N-dimethylaniline monooxygenase activity; NADP binding; flavin adenine dinucleotide binding.
AAUACUCGACUAAAAAGCGAAUUAACGUAUACCAGGAGAAACUAACAGUGCGUAAUCAGCUAAUAAUCGUCAUCAGAAAGUGUUCAAUUGUUAGAGAAAUGGAUGGAAAGAAACCCCGUGUGUGUAUUAUCGGAGCCGGACCGGCCGGUAUGGCGGCUCUGUAUCAGAUGAAGCUUAACGUCGCAGACCAAAUCAAUGUGGAAUGCUAUGAGAAACAAGAGACCUCGGGAGGCUUGUGGAAUUACACUUGGAGAACAGUAUGUACAAAUCUGUGGCUGGCCGGACCGAAAGAGGGAAAUGAAUAUAUGGACUAUUCCUACAAAGAUCACUUCGGAAAACUGCUGCCUUCCUACGUACCACGUGAAAUAGCUCAAUAUGUCAAUGGUCGAUUUACCAAAGGCAAAUGCGGCGACAUGAAGUCCCUCGUUCAUUUUCGGCAUGUCGUCACAAGUGUCGAAUACGACAAUGAUGCAGACCACUUAACGGUAUGGAUUCGAGAUCUUCCCGGUAACAAAGACAAUAAGGAAAUAUUUUCCCACGUGGUGGUGGCUUCAGGGGCAUUUUAUGUUCCAAACAGUCCAAGUUUUGAAGGCAUUUGCUCGUUCCCCGGUCGUAUCAUUCACUCUCAUGAUUUCAGAGAAGCUAGGGAAUUCGCAGAACAAACCGUUCUCAUCGUUGGUUCUUCUUUUUCGGCGUCGGAAAUCGCCGUUCAGUUAAUAAGAUUCGGAGCAAAACACGUGAUCGUUACAUACAGGCAACAUCCGGUAAAUUUCAAGGGAACCAGAAGUAUCGAGGAGCGGCCAUUGUUACAAAGGAUCGACAACAACACCAUCCAUUUUAAAGACGGUACCAGCGCCGAUGUGGACGCGAUAAUUCUGUGUACGGGCUACCUUUACCAUUAUCCGUAUCUUAAAGGAGGCCUGAAGUUCGAUACAGGUGUUCCCGUUUGUGUGAUGCCAAAUAAGAUGUACAAAGGAACCGUGUACACACAAGGCGGCAACAAUAAACUGUUG